AUGUCCCACGUAAAACUUGAUGUAUGGUGGUCUCAAAACCCUAAUCAGAGAAAUUCCCUCUAUUCUCAGGAUGCCUUUGCAGCUAGCUCCUCCCCCUCUGCAUCGGCGGAGGCCACCCAAGAGCUCCUCCUCCAUAUCCCCGGUGUAAUCCUCAACCGCGUCAACAAGGUCUACAGCAUCAAGCUCGCAUGCGGUGACUUCUCCGUCAUCCGCCUCCAACAGGGGCGCAACGUCGUCGUCAUGUACGCGCGCGGCUCCGAUCCUGAGGGUGAGAAAAAGGAUGUGGUCAGCUAUGGGUCAACGAUGGCGUCCAAGGGGCAGGAGGGACUUCUGAAAGAUCUUGACACAGUUUUGGGGAGCUGCAACUGCUUCUCCGUGCAGUGGGUUUCAGAGAAGGCGAAGAAGAGAGGGGAGGCUUUGAAAGGGAGCCCAUACUAA
Molecule: messenger RNA, 438 nt
Organism: Sphenostylis stenocarpa
Lineage: Eukaryota; Viridiplantae; Streptophyta; Magnoliopsida; Fabales; Fabaceae
Source: the annotation of a GenBank genome assembly